Molecule: messenger RNA, 1427 nt
Organism: Fimicolochytrium jonesii
Lineage: Eukaryota; Fungi; Chytridiomycota; Chytridiomycetes; Spizellomycetales; Powellomycetaceae
Product: Alpha/Beta hydrolase protein
Exons: 10
Coding region: 320-1315 (331 amino acids)
Molecular function (GO): hydrolase activity
Source: RefSeq, a predicted model, not a curated record
CCUCCUACUAUCUGCGCCGUGCUGGACCCGCAGCCUUUCCCCAGAUCAAUCGCACUUGACCUUUAACGACGAGAGCUACGCCCAAACACCAAGUACAUGUUUUCUCCCACGCUUCGGAUUCUUGUUUGUUUUCGGCACAUUUUCAUCUAUAAAAUGCCAUAUGCUCUGGACCGAGCGGGAGUUGUCGAACUCCCGCGACGCUCCUCGUAGCUCCUCGUGACGUAAAAGCUGCAAGGGGAAGCCGAAGUGCAAUCUUGAUUAUCAAGCAGUGCCCAUUCACACAUUCACACAAGACAAGUCUUGAAAACAGCUCCCAAAGAUGUCCGCAAAGAUGGAUCCCCAAGAUCCCGCUAGCUUCACGCACAAGUUCUCUAGGGUGAACGGAAUCAGAUAUCACUAUGUCGACGAGGGCACGGGCCCCGUGCUGUUCCUAUGCCAUGGUUUCCCGGAUUUAUGGUUUGGAUGGAGAUACCAGAUCCCGUACUUGGUGAAGAAAGGUUAUCGCGUCAUCGUGCCGGAUUUGCGGGGCUUCGGGGACACGGACUCGCCAAAGGCUGCUCCAGGGGACGACGAAGCUUUGAAGCAAUAUGGGUUCAAAAAUCUGUGCAAAGAUAUGGCGGAGCUCUUGGACCAUGUAGCUGGGAAAGGUUCGAAGGCUACGUUCAUCGGGCAUGACUGGGGCGCAGCGCUUGUUUGGAGGAUGUGCCUGUGGUACCCCGAACGGGUUCUCAACGUUGCGGCCAUCUGCGUGCCAUACGCCCCACCAAACGAUGAGUUUGUGAGCAUUGAGCAGCUCGUCAAAUUGCGACCACAGUUCAAAUAUCAGAUCUGGUUCAAGCAGCCCAGCACUGACGCGGUACUGGACGCUCAUACCUCAUUGAUCCUGCGAUCAGUCUAUCGAGGCGCUGGAGAAAUGAGUUUGAUCGUCAUGCCGUCGAUCGACAAACUUCCCAAAGACAUCCGGCUGAGUCCAAAGCUCAAGAUGUCACCCAAAGAUAUGGAGUACUACGUGCAGCAGUACAAGAAGUCCGGAUUCCAUGGGCCGUUGAACUUUUACCGGACGCGCAAGAUCAAUUUCGAGGAUGAGAAGGGGUUGCCGAAGGAUUUGAAGCUCAACGCGAUGCUGGUGUAUGCCUCGGACGACCCAGCGUUCCCAGAGAAGCAAAUCAAGACGACCUCUCCCAACAUCAAAAACUUUGAAACACACCGAGUCGAAGCCGGACAUUUCGUUCAAGUGGAAGGGACAGAUCAUUUGAACGCCAUUCUCGGCGAUUGGCUAGACCGAGCCUAUAGUAGCAAGCAGAGUAAACUGUAGAUCUAGAGUUAGAAGUGGGAUAGAGCCGGCGACUGCGAGUUACCGUAUGGUCUUGGCGUAAACACAAGUGCGUAAUCAGGACAAGAAUUGUGUAAAGGACUUUUAAAUGGAU